This is a messenger RNA of Ramularia collo-cygni, 855 nucleotides long. RefSeq lists its product as uncharacterized. The transcript has a single exon. The coding region runs from base 1 to 855 and encodes 284 amino acids. The record is from RefSeq and is a predicted model, not a curated record. Lineage: Eukaryota; Fungi; Ascomycota; Dothideomycetes; Mycosphaerellales; Mycosphaerellaceae.
AUGGUCGUAAACUACAUUACUUUAGAGCAUAUUCGCCUACCAGGACAUGCCGAGAAUCCGCUCCUCCUCGACAACUCUCCUCUCCGUAUUCUUGACGGAACCUCACUCGAGGGAAAUGACGCUGAUCUAUCGACCGCGAACGGCACAGCUACAAUUCUGUACAAUUGGUGUCCAGAAGCGCUCUUCGCUCUACUAGACAUCGAAGCCUGGUUCUCAUUCACCUGGACUGUCACCCUCGAAGAUGAAACCAAGCUCGAAAUUGGACGCAUCCGAAAUCAAGUCACAAUGGGCAAGCUCGAUAAGGAAGGUCUCUGGAAAGUCAUGAUCACUUUCAACAUUUCCCAGCUCGAGAACGGGCUGUAUCAAGGGUCUUGGAUGCCCAAUACCGAGGAGACGAUGCUUGGUGAUCAGAAUGUAGACGACCCAAAAGAAAUUGAACGACUAGGUCGGGAAUUCGUGGCAGAAUUGAUAAAGCAGAGAAGAUGGCUUACAGGAAAGAAAAUCCGACAUGAGUUUUUUAUUGAAUCUUUGAGUCUGGGAAUGGAUCCCUGGGAUGAUGGAUUGGCUAUGAAUCCGCAUUGGCUGUAUGAGACGCUCGACCUUGCAAGGUGUUCGACAUGUAAAUCUGGCGGUCAGCAUGGAAAGUCACUGAAUCGAUGUGGGAGAUGUGGCACCGCUGCGUAUUGUUCUUCGGAAUGUCAGCAGAAGGAUUGGUCGGUACAUAAGGCUGUGUGUGCCAUGUCUGCAGAGGAUAGGGGGAAAGCGCUGAGGUACUCACAGAAUGGAGGGCUUGUGAAUUGGGUGGGCGAGGGUGGUGGACCCGAGGCUGAGGAGGAGGAAGUUGAUGGUGAAUGA